CGAUUUUCAUGUGUUUAUUAUAUUCUCUUCUUCAUCAUCAGAUUCCCAUAUCAUUUUUUCUGCCUUUAAUGGUGUUUUCAAUCCCUCUUGAAAGAAAAAGUCGGCUCAUUUGUCAGUCAAAGCUUCAGCCUUUGUUCGUUUGCUUUCGUUUUCCAGAAUCUUGUUUCUUUGUAAAUCACGAGACUUUCUUUGAUUUUAAGAAUAGUUCAUUCGUGCUGUAAGAAAAAUCAUGAAGAUUUCUGGAGUGCCCCUCUGAAUACGUUAUUGUUUGACUCUCUGUACAAUCCGGAUUCCACCCCUUCAAUAAUUUUUUUCCCUUUUGCUUCAUUUUCCUAAGAAAAUGUUGAACCUGGAGGAAAAUCCAAAGCUGGAUUUAACAUCUUCCAACGACAUACCCACACAAAAGAUAUCAGUUUCGCAUCAUAUCAACGGGUUCCAACACACAGCCGAUAAUAAAUCCGAUGGCUUUGUCAUCGACAUGGAAGGUUUCUCUCAUGGAGGAUCCAAUAAAGAAAUCAAUCAAAAUUCAAGACUUACGAAAAGUCUAUCUCGGAAAGGGUCUCAGAGAGGAGGGGACAAGAAGAUUAUUAUAACUUCAAAUUGUAACUCCUCAGUGAUAAAGAUGCUUUUGUCGCCACCUCCCCAAGAGCACGGCCGAAAAGCCUGUGACGGGCGCUGUAGCAUCAACCAAUCAGACCAGCAAAGUGCAAGUUCAUCAUCAGAUCACAAUUUCAACAGGCAAUAUCGCCACUGCAACCGAUAGCAGAUUCAGUCUACAGAGGAACAAUUCCCGAAGGUGUUCAUCCCAGUGGCUACUCUAUCCCAAGAGGAUUCUCUUUCUCUUUGCCACUUUAUCCAGCAUAGGAACGAUUUUGCUAAUAUAUUUCACAUUGUCGAUCAACAAGACGAACGGAAAUGAGAAUGCUUUCGAUUAGUACGCAGCCCGGGACUAUACACCAACUUACUGCUAAUUAGAAACACAUUGCAAACAUAAACAUACACAUGGGAGCUCAUGCAGGGGGAAACGGGAAACAGAAGAGGAGGUUCAAGAAAGAAGAGGGGAGAAUGUAGAAAGCUUUAUAUGAGCCUUCCAUUGAAGAUAGCUUCAUGUGUAACAAUUAUCAAAGCCUUUUGAGGCUGCAAAUCAAAGUUUGGAGAUGAAGAUGAUGACAAGUGCAUAACCCUGCUGUGACAAAGAUACAGAAUCUUUCCCCUUUUAGUAGAUGUGUAUUUAUGUAGCGUAUAUACCUAGUACUCAUGUUCAAGAACUACAUACCCUUCAAGUUGAUCAGUGUAAAUUUCAACUAACUUACCAUAUAAGAAAGUGAUCUCCUCUUAUGUACCCCAGUAUUGUAAACAAAUGCUAUAGAAAACAUAAUUCUAAUAAAAAAUGAAUCUGAUUACAGUGA
Hibiscus syriacus is the source of this 1409-nucleotide messenger RNA. RefSeq lists its product as uncharacterized. The record is from RefSeq and is a predicted model, not a curated record. The transcript is spliced from 5 exons. Lineage: Eukaryota; Viridiplantae; Streptophyta; Magnoliopsida; Malvales; Malvaceae. Bases 341 to 763 code for a protein of 140 amino acids.